This is a messenger RNA of Habropoda laboriosa, 621 nucleotides long. Its product is annotated as cx9C motif-containing protein 4. The record is from RefSeq and is a predicted model, not a curated record. Gene Ontology annotation, cellular component: mitochondrial intermembrane space. Bases 188 to 400 code for a protein of 70 amino acids. The transcript has 4 exons. Lineage: Eukaryota; Metazoa; Arthropoda; Insecta; Hymenoptera; Apidae.
CACCUACCUACCAGCUUCAAGAUUUUAUUAUACAAGAGGUUAUCCAGAAAAUUUUUGCUCAUUGUGUCGAAAGCUUAUCACGUGAACGCCUCGUGGUACGAUCGAUCCAAUUGCUUACGAACUUUAGCUUACAUAAGUCUACUUCGUUAUAUUGUUAUAAAUUAAGGAGGGCAUUUCAUUUUCUCGCAUGACAGCAGUUGAUCCAUGCAAAAAGUUUGCAUGUAAAUUGCAGCUGUGUUUAAAAGAUAACGUCUACCAACCUUCACGUUGUGAGGCUGUAAUAGAGGAAAUAAGACAGUGUUGCAUCAUACAUUCUGCUGUAUCAACAGUUUGUGACGGUAUAGAUACUUCUAAACCAUACGAACACAACACAGUGGAUUAUAGGACAGCACAGAAGUAGUUUCAUCAUGUUAAAUCCAUCUACAAGGGAAUUACUAUACAAACUGCUUGCAGGUGGAGCAGGAUGUUUUGUACUUUGGAAUGUCUACCUAUUAACCAAUGUAGUAGAACUUCCAAAGCCAAAAAAGUAGACAUAAAUGUGAAUUGACAUUAUUUGCACAAGUAAUGUAUCAAUAAAUAGUAAAUAUAUAUACUUUGGUAUGUAGCAAAUAAUGUGAUGUU